Molecule: messenger RNA, 1050 nt
Organism: Heterostelium album PN500
Lineage: Eukaryota; Evosea; Eumycetozoa; Acytosteliales; Acytosteliaceae
Product: TFIIIC subunit 6 family protein
Exons: 2
Coding region: 1-1050 (349 amino acids)
Biological process (GO): transcription by RNA polymerase III
Cellular component (GO): transcription factor TFIIIC complex
Source: RefSeq, a predicted model, not a curated record
AUGGCAAAACGUAGUAAUAAAUCAAAAAGUAAAAAAGAAAAAGAGAAAGAAAAAGAAAAAGAAAAAGAAAAUGAAGUGGAAGAAAGUAUACUUUCUGAAAAAAAUGUAAAAGAUGUAAAACCAACGGUAUUGAAAAGGCUGAGAAGAAGAUCGUCUAUUACUAUCUCUAAUGAAGAUGAGGAAUAUGAUAAAGAGGUUGCAGAUGACGAUGAGUUUAUGGGUAGUGAUAAAGAUGCAGAUGAUGACGAUGAUGACAUUGGCACUGCUACUUCGACCAGUGAUUUCUCGUACGAAGACGAUGAAGAUGCUAUAGAAGAAGAUCUACCGUUGGACGAUGACGACGCUCCCCAAAUAGACGAGGAAGACGAAGAAGAAGAGGAAGACGAAGACGAAGAUUUCUACUAUCAGAUACCCAGUGAUGAGGAGCGCGACCUUCAAGACAACACACUACACGAACUUGACAAGAAUGAAAUGAUAUUGCCCGAUGACGAGCUUAUUCUAAUAGAAAUACUAAAUGAAGAUCCUGGUAUCUUGGUAGAUGCUGAAUAUUCAUUAAUUGGAUUGGAAACAGAAUCACCUCUACUACAGAUUGGCAAUAGAAUAUUCAAAGGCUAUUAUCAAGAUGUAGUCGGUACAGAGAUGUUCUUUAAAAAUAUAAAAAGAGCUCAAACUAAUGUAGUAGCAGAGGUCUUUAAAGAUAUUCAAUUAGAUAGUAAUAAUAAUAAUAAUAAUAAUAAUAAUAAUAAUAAUAAUAGUAGUACAGAAACUAUAAAUCAAACAACAGAUCCCAACAAUAACAAUAAUAAUGACACUAACAACAAUAAUAACAACAACAAUAAUAAUAAUAUAGAAAACAAUAAUAAUAUUACAAUUGGUUCAUUAAAAGAUGAUAGAGUAGAUCAACUAAUAUAUGUAAACAAAACCAAAAAGAAAAUUGUAUUUACAAAUGUACCAAAUCUUAAACCGAAAUCACAGAUUCCAACAACACCUUCAAUGUUACUCAGAGACCAAAUUCCCAAAUCUGUUCAAUCUUCUCAAAAACAAAAAUAA